Messenger RNA from Cooperia oncophora, 528 nucleotides. NCBI's taxonomy places the organism in Eukaryota, Metazoa, Nematoda, Chromadorea, Rhabditida, Trichostrongylidae. The record is from the annotation of a GenBank genome assembly.
AUGGACAUUUCGAGAAAGCUUCGCAAAUCAGAUAAUAACAAAGCACAAGAAGGACAGAUAAUACUGGACUUUCAAGGGCGUACGGAGAAAGGAGACGGAACAGACAACGCGGAGGAAAGGCUUUUCGUUCAAGUUGACAAGAGUCUCCUCAAGAGGCCGAGUUACAGGCAGUUCCUUGCACUCACCGAUAAUUUUUCUCGUGAACCAGGAGUUGCAGAGCCACGAGUCUCAGCAGAGGAGUUCGUGAGAGUUUUCUGUUCAGGACAUCCUUAUGCAGUUGAUCCUGAGACAUUCCGGAAAAUGGUUACUCAACUUUGGUUUGGGCACUAUUCACGUUCCCAUGGACCGCCUGACACAUCUGGUUUCGAGCACGUUUUCAUCGGAGAGGGAAAAAAGAAGAAGAAGGGAAAACGAAAGGGAGGAAAAUAUGGAGAAGUCGGCGGCUUGCACAAUUGGCUACGCUUCUACUCACUUGAGAAAAAUGUUACCGAAAAUUUCGACUACAAAGGUUUCAUAGAAAAAGCGGGA